CAUGGUUUGGCAAGCCAUCGUUUGCUGUCACAGAGGUCUGGGUUAUAAAAUGGAGUGAGGGGACCCAAGCAAAGCUUCACAUCACCCUCCAGAGAGCUGCAGCCAUGAAGUUUCAGAUUCUCGCUGCUCUCUUCUUCUUGCUCCUCGCAGUGAAUGAAGCCAAAGUGUAUCAGAAAUGUGAACUAGUGAGGAUUCUGAGAGAUGAAGGCCUGGAUGAUUACUAUGGCUACAGCCUGGGGAACUGGAUAUGUAUGGCUUAUCAUGAAAGUAGGUACAACUCCAGGGCUGUGGGGCGACCCAACAGCGAUGGUAGCAUCGACUAUGGGAUUUUCCAGAUCAACAGCCGUUGGUGGUGCUCCAAUGGGAAAGGCAGAACAGCCAAUGGAUGCCGCAAAUCCUGCAGCAGUUUUGAGAAUGAUGACAUCCGCGAUGAUAUUGAGUGUGCUAAAAGGAUUGUUCGUGAUCCCAACAGGAUGGGUGCCUGGGUGGCUUGGAGAAAAAACUGCGAAGGACGAAAUCUCGCAGAGUGGACUGCAGGCUGCUAA
Gekko japonicus is the source of this 545-nucleotide messenger RNA. Its product is annotated as lysozyme C, milk isozyme-like. NCBI's taxonomy places the organism in Eukaryota, Metazoa, Chordata, Lepidosauria, Squamata, Gekkonidae. The record is from RefSeq and is a predicted model, not a curated record. The transcript has 4 exons. Gene Ontology annotation, molecular function: lysozyme activity. The annotation marks the transcript as partial.